Messenger RNA from Oryzias latipes (Japanese medaka), 4239 nucleotides. It is a transcript of the gene sacm1lb, whose product is annotated as SAC1 like phosphatidylinositide phosphatase b. Gene Ontology annotation, biological process: phosphatidylinositol dephosphorylation. Gene Ontology annotation, molecular function: phosphatidylinositol-4-phosphate phosphatase activity. Gene Ontology annotation, cellular component: endoplasmic reticulum. Lineage: Eukaryota; Metazoa; Chordata; Actinopteri; Beloniformes; Adrianichthyidae. The record is from RefSeq and is a predicted model, not a curated record.
UGCCACGACAGUGGCGGAGCGCGGGAAAAACCAACGGAGACGAAGAAGAAGGCCACGUCACUGGAAGCCAAGAUGUCAGCGUCCUAUGAAGCUUUGUGUCUGCGGACCACACCAGACAAGUUCUACAUUGAGGCGUGCGGGGAGGACUGCGAGGAUGCUCUGGUCAUCGACAGGGUCUCCUCUGAGAUCCUCCUGUCCGGGAGGAAAGACAUUCCUGCAUCAGCCGAGACCAGGAUCAUAUGUGGGAUCAUGGGGACCAUACAUCUAGUAGCAGGAAUGUAUCUGGUGGUAAUCACGGACAAGGUGAAGGUGGGAGAUCUGCUCGGUCAUGCUGUCUGGAAGGCUGUGGGCUUUGACGUCAUCUCCUACAAGAAGACAAUUCUGCAUCUGAACGACAACCAGAUGCAGGACAACAAGACCUUCUUGUCUAUGAUCAACGGCGUGCUUCACACCGAUGCCUUCUAUUUUGCCACCACCUAUGACCUGACCCACACUCUGCAGCGGCUGGCCAACACUAGCCCCGACUUCCAGGACACGAGUCUGCUGGAGAGGGCAGAUCAGCGGUUUGUCUGGAACGGCCACCUGUUGAGGGAGUUUAUGUCUCAGCCUGAGUUGCACAAGUUUGUGGUGCCUGUGAUCCAUGGUUUCAUCAGCAUCAAGUCCAGCUGCAUCAAUGGGAAGAAGUUUGAGUGGAGCAUCAUCUCCAGACGGAGCUGCUUCCGAGCCGGCGUGCGCUACUACGUACGAGGGAUAGACGUGGACGGACACGCCGCCAACUUUGUUGAAACCGAGCAGAUUGUGCAGUAUGGUGGAAGCAAAGCUUCGUUUGUUCAGACCAGAGGCUCCAUCCCCUUCUUCUGGUCUCAGAGGCCCAAUCUGAAGUACAAGCCCAAACCACAGAUUAGCAAGGCGGGGAACCACCUGGAUGGGCUGCAGAGGCACUUCGACUCUCAGGUUCUGCUCUAUGGCAGACAGGUGGUGCUGAACCUGAUUAACCAGAAUGGCUCAGAGAAGCCUCUGGAGCUGGCCUUCAGAAACCUGGUGACUAGCCUGGGUACCGGCAUGGUCAGGUACGUGGCCUUUGACUUCCACAAGGAGUGCAGUCGCAUGAGGUGGCACCGCCUGCAGAUCCUGCUGGACAUGGUGGCUGAGGCGCAGGAGGAGCUUGGCUUCUUCCUCGUGGACUCUGAUGGGAAGGUGCUGCUCAGUCAGGACGGCACCUUUCGGAGCAACUGCAUGGACUGUCUAGACCGAACCAACGUGAUCCAGAGCCUGCUGGCCCGGAACUCUCUUCAGGCUCAGCUGCAGAGGAUGGGCGUCUUGCACCUGGGCCAGAAGCUCGAGGAGCAGUUGGAUUUUGAAAAGACAUUUAAGAAUGCCUGGGCAGACAACGCUGACGCGUGUGCGAAGCAGUACGCCGGCACCGGAGCUCUGAAGACGGACUUCACCAGGACUGGGAAGAGAACUCAGCUGGGUCUGCUGAUGGAUGGCUGGAACUCCAUGAUCCGAUACUACAAAAACAACUUCUCUGAUGGCUUCAGACAGGACUCCAUCGAUCUGUUCCUGGGGAACUUCGUCGUGGAAGAGGCGGACUCGAGUUCCCCCCUGCAGGAACAAAAGGACUGGAAGUUCCUGACGCUGCCCAUCAUCAUGGUCGUGGCCUUCUCCAUGUGCAUCAUCUGCCUGCUGAUGGCUGGGGAGACCUUGACUGAGACUCUGGCUUAUGUUCUGUUCUGGGGGACAGCCAGUGUUGCAACUGCUGGCCUGAUCCUCUUCAACGGACGGGACUUUGUGGAUGCUCCCCGCCUGGCGCAGAAGGAGAAGCUGGACUGAAUGUUUGCGUGUGGACGGCAGCUGGGCUCCGGCGAGCCCCUUGCCUUGCCCCCCGGCUCAAAGCGGCCUCGUCAUGCCUGGAGCCUUUACUGACACCGGGACAGAGCCGAGGGUUCUGAUGGACUCAGAGCGGGCAGGGAGUCAGACCGAGUGCCGGGCUCACUGUGGUCCACACGGAGGGGUCACUUUGACUGAUUUUUACCAGAAACCAGAGCGGGAUUUGGUGCCAGAUGUGCAGCCACGUCCCAGGCUCUUAUGCAGCGACACACAGAGGAAGCUGCUGGCUGCAGUUCCUGGUUCCGUUCUGAUGCUAAUAUGCUGACUUCAAAGGAACACUGAACUGCUCCAAAAAUGAAUACUUCAUAAAUCUCAUGUCAAUCCCACGCACACCUCAGAACCAGGGUCAUCUCAGAAUCCUGGACUCUCAGCUGUUCAAAUCCAGCCAGCGGUCAGGCUCACUGAUCUUUAGGUUCCAGUCCUCAGACUGGGCCAGAGUUCUGCACAGAUUGGACCUUCUCAUAUCAGUGGUUCUGUACUGAGCUAUGCUGGAUCCCAUCUGUUCUCCUGGUCCAUCUCCAGCUCUCACAUUGGCCAUGAUGAUCUGGGUUUAAAGUUUUGAUGUUGUUUGUUCCACAUUUCACUAUAGGGAGAAACCCUGACAUGCCUCUAAAGCAGGGGGGGGGUGUUAUAUCUGCAUGUUUUUCAGAUGUCUGUUCCUACUGACACCUGGAUCAGGUGUGUCCAUGCCAGGACAGAGUAUGCGGGAGUCUGUCUGGUGGGGGCCUCAGGCCUUUCCUCUCAGUCCACACUGAAGACGGACUGCAGAGACUGAAGAUGGAACUUCCACUUUCUGGAGUUGCAAAUGUAUGAGGUGAAGCCCGACAUGCAGCUGCAACAACAUUGUUUUCCCUGAGAAAACGACUGAUUUGAAACUAAAGUGGCACAGCUGGGUAUUUUGGUCUUUUCAGUGGUUGACCUUCUUCUCUGUCAUCAGACAUUCGGGUAAAUGCCUCUCUCUCUUGUGGAGACGGUGACGUUUGAUUAGCCUUUGAAACCUGCCGGCUUGGCUGCCUCUUUUUCUUCUGGAGGAUUUCCAGCAGUGAGGUGGUGGGUCUGCUUUAACCCUUGUGCUAUCCUAGGCACUUUAACAUUGGAAGUUGGGUCAUCAGGACCCACUAGACAGUGCGCUGAACCUUUUUUCUUCAACGAUUUGUGAUCUUCACUGGUGUCCAUGGAUUACAUGAAAUCUUUCCACCUUUGUCAUGGUAGGGAGAACACGCCAAUGGAAGGGUGGGGUCAUCUGGACCCCAUAAAAAUGGCACAAGGGUUAAAACCAGUGUGUGAAAGGUCCUAAAGGAUUUUUGGGAAUACCAAAGGCCUUUGACGCCGAAGGCUCCUUCAGUUCCUGUGGGGUCCUGGAAGUGGGAUCUGGGUGGGACACAGCCUGAACGGAUGGCUGAGACUUUCUCCCAAUACGCUUUAGGUUUUCACAUUCUUGGACAAAACAGGUUUUUCUGAGCUGUUGGCAGAUUUUCCUGUUAGAUGUCGACUUUCCAGUCGUUUGUAGCAUUGCUGCCGUUGGUGGUCUCAUCCUCCUGACUGUCAGGCAGACGCCCCAUCCGUUUAUCAUUGCCUGAAAGGGUCACUCUGACCCGCUUGACCCGUUUUUCCUCCGCUGGGAGAAGUGACAGAGCAGCAACCAGUUAUAGGUGCUAGCACUCACCUGUAGCAGCUGUUUGGCAGACCAGUGUCUGAUGAAUGUGUCUCUGUGAGAUGUGUUGCUGCUUUUUAAUGGGGCAAAAUGACCCUAAAUCAGGCGUCUGCAGCCAAAGAGCCAUACAUGCUGAAGAGCCACAACAUGGUACAAAGAGCCAUACAUGGCUCUUUGUACCAUGUUGUGGCUCUUCAGCUUUUAAGAAAUUGCUAACAGUUGAAAUAAAUGUUGGGCUUUUAGUUCUGGUAAAUCUGUUGAUAAAGUUUUGUGUUUAUAUUUUGUCAGAUGACGGAGCGAGGUGAUGGUAAAAGUGGGUUUAUUAUAGAAGACUUUUAUAGCAUAUGUUCUUAUCUUCUGCUGAGCAACAGCGUCUAGCCGCUGUUCAGAUUUGAACCUUUAGUUUUUUUCUUUUUGUUGGAUUCUACACCCAUGUUUUCAUGUAUAUAUUGAUCGUAAAAGAAAAAGAAUGAAAAAGCAUCAAAGUCCUAAUGAAAGAACGUUUGAGUCUUGUGCAGUUUUAGUUCAGGUCAGUUUUUGUAUUUUAAAGGAACUACUAUGAGCUACCUUCAAAAGUUCACAUUGAUUUAUAUAGAAACAAAUAAGUGUUCCUAUAAUUGUAAAAAUUAAAAGUCUUUAUUUUAUGAAUGAAUGACUUAAUGGCCACAACAACAAGUAAAGUGUAUUUUUCUGAA